Molecule: messenger RNA, 1635 nt
Organism: Hansenula anomala
Lineage: Eukaryota; Fungi; Ascomycota; Saccharomycetes; Phaffomycetales; Wickerhamomycetaceae
Product: MFS transporter
Exons: 1
Coding region: 1-1635 (544 amino acids)
Biological process (GO): xenobiotic detoxification by transmembrane export across the plasma membrane
Molecular function (GO): fluconazole transmembrane transporter activity
Source: RefSeq, a predicted model, not a curated record
AUGUCAAGCGCCAAAAUAUUGAUUAGAGGAAGUUUACUAGGAAGAUUCAUCUACAGAGUUUCAUCCAGAAAGUAUCUUGGUUACAAAGAAGAGUCAAAGGAUUAUGUUAUUCCAGAGAAAUACUUAGAACCUUAUCAAAAACCAGAAAUUGAUUCAUCAGAUGAGAGCACACUGACGUUAGAUAAAUCGAAAUUCAUUAUUGUUGAUUGGGAUGGUGACGAUGACCCAGAUCAUCCAAACAAUUGGCCAAUUUGGAUUAGAAUAUUUGUUGGAUUGUUCAUUUCCACGCUUUCAGCUUUUGUUUACAUGGCGUCUGCUGUUUAUCUACCUGCUAUUGAAGAAUUACAAGAUGAGUUCCAUAUAGGACAUGUUGUUGCUACACUCCCACUAUCAUUAUUUGUUAUUGCAUACGGUUUAGGUCCAUUGAUAUUUUCACCAUUAUCAGAACAUCCAUCGAUUGGAAGAAAUUCACUAUAUGUAAUAACGUUGGUAAUAUUUGCAAUCUUGCAAAUUCCUACAGCUUUAGCUAAGGAUAUUGCAUCGUUUUGUGUUUUAAGAUUCAUUGGUGGUAUAUUUGCCUCACCAGCGUUGGCUACAGGUGCUGCAACAUUUGCUGAUAUGUAUAGCUUGCCAUACAUGCCAGUUGGUUUAGCUCUUUGGGGUAUUGGUUCUUUCUCUGGAGUCAGCUUGGGCCCUUUAAUUGGUUCUGCGUUGGAAGUCUCUACUCAUGGCUGGAGAUGGUCAUUUUGGUUCAUGUUGAUCUUAUCAAGCUUCUUAGCUUUGGCAUUUGCAACCAUUAUUCCAGAAACUUAUCAUCAAACCAUAUUGGCGGGAAAAGCUGAGAGAUUGAGAAGAAUCACAGGAAACCCACAUAUCGUAUUAGAAUCAGACUUGCACACUCAUGAUAAGUCACCAAGUGAAGUCUUGACUGAAAUCUUAUGGAGAUCAGUUGAAAUUGGGUUACGUGAACCUGUUGUUGUGAUGAUUAACCUAUACAUUGCUUUGCUAUACGCUGUUAUGUACUUGUGGUUUGAAGGAUUUCCAAUUUAUUUCGCUGAAACUAAACACUUCUCAACUAUGGCUACUGGUGUUGCAUAUGUUUCCAUUAUUGUUGGUGUUGCGCUUGGUGCGUUUUUAUAUAUUUUUUUGAUUUUCCAAGAUUAUACUAAACCAAUGUUAAGAAAGGAGAAAGUUCACCCAGAAGCGUUUAUGAGGGCUUCUAUAAUUGGUAGUAUAAUUUUGCCUAUUGGAUUGUUUAUUUUUGGAUGGUCUGCAACGAGGGACCAUCAUUGGAUUGGUGCAAUUAUUGGAGCUGCAAUAUAUGGGUUUGCAGGAAUAAUGAUGUUUCAAACUUUGUUGAACUAUAUCGGCAUGUCAUUUCAUAGAUAUGUUGCCUCAGCGUUUGCUAGUAAUGCAUUUUUAAGAUCUGUUGUUGCUGGAUGCUUCCCACUAUUUGGUAGAGCCAUGUUUAAAAACUUGUCAACUUCACAGUUCCCUGUUGCAUGGGGUUCUACUAUUUUGGGUAUUAUCACAAUCAUGAUGAUUUCAGUUCCAGUUUUGUUUUAUUUGAAAGGUCCAAAGCUAAGAGCUAGCUCAAAAUAUUCAGGUACCGGACGUGAAGGUGGUAAUUUAUAG